Leptopilina boulardi is the source of this 1559-nucleotide messenger RNA. Its product is annotated as glyceraldehyde-3-phosphate dehydrogenase 1-like. Gene Ontology annotation, molecular function: oxidoreductase activity, acting on the aldehyde or oxo group of donors, NAD or NADP as acceptor; NADP binding; NAD binding. NCBI's taxonomy places the organism in Eukaryota, Metazoa, Arthropoda, Insecta, Hymenoptera, Figitidae. Gene Ontology annotation, biological process: glucose metabolic process. The record is from RefSeq and is a predicted model, not a curated record. Bases 131 to 1135 code for a protein of 334 amino acids. The transcript is spliced from 5 exons.
AAUAUGUUCCGCGCAUUCGCACAAGUUUCACACCGGUUAUAUUACCGUUUCCUGCCCUUCAAAUGACACUGUUCCUGUGAUUAUCAUAGUGUGUGGUUCUAUCUGUAUCUCUCUUUUUACAAACAACAAAAUGAGUAAAAUCGGUAUCAACGGAUUUGGCCGUAUUGGUCGUUUGGUAUUGAGAGCUUCCGUUGAAAAAGGCGCAAAGGUCGUUGCCAUCAAUGAUCCUUUCAUUACAGUUGACUAUAUGGUCUAUCUUUUUAAAUACGACUCAACUCACGGCAAAUUUAAGGGAGAAGUCAAACAUGAGGGCGACUGUUUGGUUGUGAACGGUAACAAAAUCAAAGUAUUCAGUGAACGUGACCCAAAAGCUAUUCCAUGGGCAUCAGCUGGUGCUGAAUAUGUUGUAGAAUCAACUGGUGUCUUUACCACCAUUGACAAGGCUUCGGCUCACUUGGAAGGAGGAGCAAAGAAAGUUAUUAUCUCAGCUCCUUCGGCUGAUGCGCCCAUGUACGUUGUUGGUGUCAAUCUUGAUGCCUACGAUCCAAGCGCUAAAGUCGUUUCGAAUGCUUCAUGCACAACCAAUUGUUUGGCUCCUCUUGCUAAAGUCAUUCAUGACAAUUUUGAAAUUGUAGAGGGUUUAAUGACCACCGUUCACGCAACAACUGCCACUCAAAAAACCGUUGAUGGACCCUCUGGAAAGUUGUGGCGUGAUGGACGUGGCGCUGCACAAAACAUCAUUCCAGCCGCGACAGGCGCAGCGAAAGCUGUUGGAAAAGUAAUUCCAUCGUUAAAUGGAAAAUUAACAGGAAUGGCCUUCCGUGUUCCAGUUGCUAAUGUAUCCGUUGUUGAUUUGACAGUACGUCUUGGUAAGCCAGCGACAUAUGAUGAAAUUAAAGCCAAAGUAAAGGAGGCUGCGACCGCAGGUCCACUUAAAGGAAUUCUCGCCUACACUGAAGAUCAAGUUGUCUCAUCUGAUUUUAUCGGUGACAAUCAUUCCAGUAUUUUUGAUGCCGAUGCUGGAAUUCAAUUGAGUAAUCAAUUUGUUAAACUCAUCUCAUGGUACGACAAUGAAUAUGGUUAUUCCAAUCGUGUUAUUGACCUCAUCACAUUUAUGCAAUCCAAAGAUCAGUAAAAAUUUUGAAACAUAAAAAAAAAUAAAAACUAGAAGAGAUUUCAUUCUGAAGCAAAAUGGUCUCCGCAAUGGCUGCAAAGGACGAUUUACAAAUUCUGGUCACAAUAUUAAUAAAAAAAAAUAGUUGUUAUCUUUGAGAGAAAACAAAAAUAUAACAAAAUCACGAAUUAAUGACAAUUUAGAAUUUUGCUGUUUUAACUGUUUAGAGAUUUAAAAUUGACAUGAUAAUUAAAUUUUAGUCCUUUAUUCCUUUUGAUUUGUCAUGCUGUGAAAUUUUCUUGAAAUUAAUGUAUAUCUUUUUGUCAUUGUGAAAAGUUGUUCUUCAUUUUGUAAUGUAUCUUACGUGUUACAUCGAGUUCACUAUGUCAGUAAGAUUUUUUUUUUAAUUCAGUCGUUGACUUCAAUAAACGUUAAUUACAACGUA